AUGAACCACUCGAUUAUUACCAUCCCUCAACAUGGAAAUGGUCGACUAUAUAAGACAUCAAUAUGUAGGCAUUAUGAAUAUGGAAAUUGUUCCCUUGGGAUGAAAUGCUAAUUUGCUCAUGGUUUAGAUGAACUAAGAAAUCCUGAUGAUCCAAUACCAUUUCAGAUACCUACACUCGAUAGCAAUAUCAUAAUAACAAACUAUAAAACUGUUCUAUGCAAAUAUGAUUAAUAAGGAUUUUGUAAAAAUGGCACUGAUUGUCCUUACGCACAUGGUCAAAACGAUAGAAAAUAAGCUAGAAUAGCUCCAUUAAAUCUCAAAAAGGCUUUUUACAAUAAAGAAAACAAUGAUGAUAAGGAUGUUGAAUUAUUUUUAUUCGAACUAAUUUCUCGACUCAUUAAUGAUGUCUCAUAUCAAUCUGAUGAGUCUACCUUGAGUACUUUAAGGAAAAUUUAAUCAUUAAUAGGAGAAAAAAGUCUUAGAUCAGCUACUGAAACACUAUGUUUAGUGCUCUCUUCAAAUUAAAGAUCAAAAUAAUAAUAAACAGCCUACGAGUAAAUCUAUAAUGGCUUAGUGUAAUGAAUGCGAAGCAAGAACAAUUUUGUUUAGAUGAAAAUACUUUGCAGUAUUAUAAAAUUAUUGAAAUGUAUACGUUCAAUAAUAAAAA
Paramecium tetraurelia is the source of this 667-nucleotide messenger RNA. RefSeq lists its product as uncharacterized. Lineage: Eukaryota; Ciliophora; Oligohymenophorea; Peniculida; Parameciidae. The record is from RefSeq and is a predicted model, not a curated record. The transcript has 4 exons. Gene Ontology annotation, molecular function: mRNA binding; metal ion binding.